AUGCAUUUUCUUUUAUUCAUUCCUUAUUGCAUAUCUCCGCUCGCACUGGUUCGGCCACACUACAAAUUGCAUUUUGAUGGUGUCUGUAUUAAUAUCUAUCUAUCUCUCUAUUUCUCUCUCUCUCUCUAUCUAUCUAUCUAUCUAUCUAUUUUAUAUUUUUCAUAUACCCUUGCCUUCAUUUUUACUGUCUCUCUGCUUUAUUUUUCAAUAGCCGUUCUUAUUUCUCCCUUCUCUCUCUAUCUCUCUUUUCCUUCUUAUCACUCAAGUUCUUCUUUUAUAUCUGUCUAUCUAUCUAUCUAUCUAUCUAUCUAUCUAUCUAUCUAUCUAAAUUCAAUCUUUUGGUAUUUCCUCCAUUACUUUCAUUCAUGUUUUUUUCCUCUUUCAUUCUUCUUCUUCUUCUUCUCCCUUUCUUUCUUUCUUUCUUUCUCUCAUAUUCUCUUUCCUCUUUCUUCUUCUUCUUCUUCUUCUUCUUCUUCUUCUUCUUCCCCCUUUUCUUUCUUUCUUUCUUUCUUUCUCUCAUAUUCUCUUUCCUCUUUCUUCUUCUUCUUCUUCUUCAUCAUCAUCAUCAAGAGAUUUCUUCUUUUCUUUUUCAGGUCCUUCUUCUUCUUCUUCUUCUUCUUCUUCUUCUUCUUCUUUUUCUUCUCAUUACAGCACUCUUCUUUUUUUUCUUCGACCAUAUAUUUACAUCUAUCUUCCCAUAUUUGGGUAACGGCAUCUUAUUUGCACACUUACAAAUACCCUCUAGCCCACGUCUCUCUCUCUCUCUCUCUCUCUCUCUCUCUCUCUCUCUCUUUAUCUAUCUAUCUAUCUAUCUAUCUGUCUGUCUGUCUGUUCAGGAAAUUUCUGCCCCAGGCUCACUUAUGA
Acanthosepion pharaonis is the source of this 864-nucleotide messenger RNA. The record is from the annotation of a GenBank genome assembly. NCBI's taxonomy places the organism in Eukaryota, Metazoa, Mollusca, Cephalopoda, Sepiida, Sepiidae.